Messenger RNA from Auanema sp. JU1783, 2250 nucleotides. Lineage: Eukaryota; Metazoa; Nematoda; Chromadorea; Rhabditida; Rhabditidae. The record is from the annotation of a GenBank genome assembly.
AUGUCUAGAAAUUCGACAGCAAGUAAUGCUGUCGAUUUGUCUACUCUUAAUCCCCAACCGAAAUACAAGUUUGGGGAUGGUGGAAGUUCCAAAGCUAGUCGUACUUCGGGAGGAAAUAAUACUUCAAGAAGUUUCUAUGCAGUCACGAUCGCUAGUAUUUUCGAAGGGAAGGGAUUGACAACUGGAUCUGUUGGAAUGGCAGUCAUGGAUGUUCGAACUUCGAAUGUGGAUUUGUAUCAGUUCAUAGAUUCCACUUCUUACACCAGGUUGAAAACAAAAAUUCAAGUAGAAGAUCCUGUUGAGAUUAUAUUAGCCGAUUCAUUAAACGAUAGGUCAGGAGGAUUACUAUUAACAGAAGCUCUCAAACAUGCCUUACCUGAAGUUACAAUCACAACAGUUCACAAGAGGUAUUUCCAUGACGAAAAAGGUGCCACCUUGAUACGACAACUGGCUAACGCUGAAAUUUCGAACUGUGAUACAGUGAUUCAACAACAAGAAAAGCUCGCUAUGGCUGCUUGCGCAGCGCUUGUAAAAUAUGUGGAACAUGUACAGAAUUUGCUGUUUAUGGGGAACUCUUUGCGUUUCACUUUCUUAGACGUUGAAAGAUCCUGCAUGAUUGACGCUGGAUCAUGGAAGAAUCUUGAGCUUAUUGACCCUGUGGGUGUUCCCAAAAUAGCCAGAACCAAAGCAAGUUUGCUAACAUUGAUAGAUCAUACAAUUACAAAUAGUGGAGCUCGGCUGUUGCGAAGUAAUUUAUUGCAACCUUCUGCUGAUCCAGAAGUUCUCAACAAGAGAUACGAUGCUAUUGAAGAGUUGUUGGAUGAUCAUCAUUUGCUGGAGCGUUUACGAGAUGCACUAUCCAAAGUGCAUGACUUGGAGAGCGUAAUAACAGUGUGUUCGCAUAAAGCGAAAGAAAGAAAUUUACAAUCCUCUGAACAUAUGAUUAUGCAGCUUUUGAAACUCAAGCAAACGUUAGAUAUUGUUGGCGCCCUGCAUCAAAUCUUCGAAAAUGUCAGAGCUGAGCUUUUGACUAAUCUAAGGAAGGAAAUAUCAGACAGCCGUAUAGCUGCCAUCUAUGAAUUGCUAGACGAUGCACUUGACAGCUCAGUUUUGAUUGCAACGAAGAGGAAUUCUAUAACAGUAAGAAAUCAAAAAUGCUUCGCUAUCAGGGAAGGAAUAUCUGUUCAUUUGGACGUAGCAAGAAAAGCUUAUGAAGAGCUUUAUAGAGACAUUGAACGUCAAGCUUAUGAAACUGAAAAGUAUCUCCCAGGAGAGAAUACAAGGCUAGCCUAUUCCGCGGCGCGGGGGUUUCAUUAUCUCUGGGUGUGUAAGAACGCGAGCACGGUGAAAGUUCCAUCGUUUUUCACAAACGAAGUGAGAAACCGAGCUUCCAUCACUUUUACUUCUAGGAAUCUCAUUAGAUAUAAUGAUCGAAUUAACCAGUCCGUCGCUGAGGUAAUGUUUUCGAGCGGUAGUAUCGCUGAGGAAAUUACUGAGAAGAUAUGUCAUCUCAUUCCCGGAGUGUACAAAGUCAUCGACUUUUUAGCAAGCUGCGAUUACUUAUGCAGUUUAGCACUAUACGCUUAUAGCACUGCUACUUCUCGUCCUCAAUUCGGGCCAUCGUUGUUAUUGAAAAACGGUAGGCACCCUCUAUUGGAUUAUAAAGAUCAAUCGAAUGUGAUUCCAAAUGACACAUACUUGACACCUGAUUCCCGAUUUGCUAUUAUCACGGGACCUAAUAUGGCUGGAAAGUCCACUUACCUCAAGCAGGUGUGCCAAUUGAGCAUCUUAGCACAAGCGGGAUCUUUGAUCCCUGCCGAAUUCGCUACAAUCCCCGUUUUCUCGAGAAUAUUCUCAAGAGUUGGACAUAACGAUUCACUUGUGGAAGGGCUCUCUGCUUUCUCAUUGGAAAUGAGAGAUAUGUCCGCGAUUUUGCACUACGCUGAUAGCAGAUCCUUGAUAGUUAUUGAUGAAUUAGCCAGAAGUACUUCUACCGAGGAAGGAUUGAGUAUGAGUUUUGCAAUUGCUGAAGAACUGCUUCACAGAGAGUCAUACACUAUAUAUGCUACUCACUUCUUGGAUAUUUCUGCUUUAGAUUCCAGAUACACUGCAGUUGAGAAUUUUCAUUUCAAUCCACAAGUCGAACGUCUGGAUGAUGACAUAGAGAGUAUUCAAACAACUCAUAAACUGUACAAAGGACCCUAUACUGGACCGUUAUACGGUAAGUCAAACUUUAUCAAUGAAAAAUGA